AUGCGGUUUUCUAUUCUUGUACUUUCAAUCGGGCUUGUUCUGGCUGCUCCAGUAAUUGUUGGGAAUGUUCCUGAUGUUCAUGGUCACGAUAUCAGAGAUGCUUCCCUCAAUAACUUGAUUGUUAACGCUAAACGUGAUACUGACGACGGUGGCCAUGACAACAAGCGUGACGGUGGUGAGCAAUGUGAGGACUGCAACGUCAGCGACGGUGGCCAUGACGACAAGCGUGACGGUGGUGAGCAAUGUGAGGACUGCAACGUUGGCGACGGUGGCCAUGACGACAAGUAA
This is a messenger RNA of Diutina rugosa, 288 nucleotides long. RefSeq lists its product as uncharacterized. The coding region runs from base 1 to 288 and encodes 95 amino acids. The transcript has a single exon. The record is from RefSeq and is a predicted model, not a curated record. NCBI's taxonomy places the organism in Eukaryota, Fungi, Ascomycota, Pichiomycetes, Serinales, Debaryomycetaceae.